This is a messenger RNA of Fulvia fulva, 2319 nucleotides long. Its product is annotated as Alpha-xylosidase. NCBI's taxonomy places the organism in Eukaryota, Fungi, Ascomycota, Dothideomycetes, Mycosphaerellales, Mycosphaerellaceae. Gene Ontology annotation, molecular function: carbohydrate binding; hydrolase activity, hydrolyzing O-glycosyl compounds. Gene Ontology annotation, biological process: carbohydrate metabolic process. The record is from RefSeq and is a predicted model, not a curated record. The transcript is spliced from 2 exons. Bases 1 to 2319 code for a protein of 772 amino acids.
AUGAAGUUCCGAGAUGGAAUGUGGUUGGUGGCGGAAGACAAACGAGUCGAGUAUGCUGAAGACAUAUACUCAAUCGAGGAGUGCAACGGAGGCAAGAAGCUUGGCUUGCUUUGUCCUACUGCCAAGAUCCGUUCGAGAGGCGACACAUUGAACAGGCCUACCUUGACCGUGGAUCUCGAAGCUGUUAGCGAUGGUAUCUUGUCUGUGGAAGUGACCCAUUGGCAUGGUGCUGUCAAGAAAGGUCCUGACUUCGAACUCUUUCCGGCCGGGCAGCCCCAAGUCAGUGCCUCGAUCUCUAAGACAGACACUGACACAACUCUUACCUCGGGCAGCGUCGCAGCAACAGUCACUGCGAAACCACACACGUUCGAUGUCCAGUUCCACAGCGCAGAUGGCAAGCAUAAGCUGACAUCGUUGCUCGACCGAAGUGUUGCUUUCGCCUUCUCGCCAGGACCUGGCAGCCCCAUGCAGACCGCCGAUAUGCGAGACUUCAAGCAUUACAUCCUGACACAAACCACCCUUGGUGUCGGCGAGCAAGUUUAUGGUCUCGGCGAGCGAUUUGGCACUCUCAAUAAGGUCGGCCAGAGCAUCAGCUUGUGGAACGCAGAUGGUGGAACAUCUAGCGACCAAGCUUACAAGAACAUAUCCUUCUGGCUGUCGAAUCGAGGCUAUGGUAUUUUCAUUGACACACCGGAACGGGUCGAGCUCGAAGUCGGAAGCGAGCGAAGCUGUCGUGUCCAGACCAGCGUGGAAGGCCAGCGCUUGAAAUGGUACAUUAUCUAUGGUCCAAGUCCAAAGGAUAUCCUGAGCAGGUACACCACCCUGACUGGCAAGCCAAACAAGGUUCCGGCUUGGAGUUUUGGCCUAUGGUUGAGCACGUCGUUCACCACGGAGUACGAUGAGAAGACAGUCAACAGCUUCAUUGAAGGCAUGAGGGAUCGUGACAUACCACUUCAGGUCUUCCACUACGAUUGCUUUUGGAUGCGCGGAUUCCGCUGGUGCGACUUCGAAUUCAUGUCCUCACACUUCCCAGAUCCCAAAGGUCAGAUCUCGAGACUCAAAGACACUGGACUGAUCACGAAGGUUUGUGUAUGGAUCAAUCCGUAUCUUGGCCAGGCAUCUCCGGUGUUCAAAGAAGCGGCCGACAAAGAUUAUCUUCUAAAACGAAAGAAUGGCGACGUCUUCCAAUGGGACCUAUGGCAGGCAGGUAUGGGUAUUGUCGACUUCACCAACCCAGCUGCAUGCGAAUGGUUCGUAGGCUGCUUGAAAAAACUUUUCGAUACCGGGGUGGAUUCCAUCAAGACCGACUUUGGCGAGCGGAUUCCAACGCAAGACGUUCAGUGGCAUGAUGAUAGCGUCGAUCCUGCGAGAAUGCACAACUUCUAUCCUUUCAUGUUCAACAAGCUGGUCUUCGAAGCCUUGCAGGAGCGCUAUGGCAAGGACGAGGCAGUUUUGUUCGCCCGGUCGGCUUGCGCUGGUACGCAGCGGUUUCCACUACAAUGGGGUGGCGACUGCGAGAGUACUUUCGAGGCCAUGGCAGAGUCUCUGCGUGGUGGGCUGUCACUUGGUCUUUCCGGCUUCUCAUACUGGUCUGUGGACAUUGGCGGCUUCGAAGGAUACCCGGAUGCCACUAUUUACAAGAGAUGGGUCCAAUUUGGACUGCUGUGUUCGCACUCCAGGUUGCAUGGCAGCAAUUCGUAUCGUGUGCCGUGGCUCAUCGAUGACGACGACACGAGUGAGCAGGGGUCUACAGCCGUGCUCAGGAGGUUCACCCAAUUGAAGUGCAGGCUCAUGCCCUACCUGUACAGUCAGGCGAUAGAGUCCAUGAAGCAUGGCUGGCCAGUCAGCGUUCGCGCGAUGGCACUGGAGUUCCCAGAUGAUCGCACUGCUUGGUACUGCGAUCAGCAAUUCAUGCUGGGGAGCUCUAUCCUCGUGGCACCCAUUCUCAACGAGUCCGGAGACAUUGAGUUCUACUUGCCUGCCGGACGAUGGACCAGUAUCUGGGACGACACUGUGGUCAAUGGUCCGCGGUGGGUGAAAGAGACGCACGGUUCUGACACGCUGCCAAUCUACCUUCGAGAAGGAUCCAUCUUGGUCCUCGGCAAGUCCGGAGAGAAGAGGACCGUGUAUGACUGGACAAAGCCUGACAACCAUGAAAUCCGACUGAUUGAACCAAACGCAAACAGCAAGUUCCAGUUGUAUGACAGCGAUGGACAGUUCUAUGCCACUUUGGAAACGCAGGAGGAUAAUGGUGCGUGGAAGGUCAAAGGUAUGGAGGCCUUGAAUGUGCGCCGGCACAGUCGCGACCAGAACUACUAA